Messenger RNA from Punica granatum (pomegranate), 1293 nucleotides. Lineage: Eukaryota; Viridiplantae; Streptophyta; Magnoliopsida; Myrtales; Lythraceae. The record is from RefSeq and is a predicted model, not a curated record.
UGCGAAGAAUCUUUCCUCUUCUUCUCCCCUCACGAGCGAACCCUAAUUUCUCUUUCCUCUGACCAAAUUCCCGAUCUUCUUCUUUGAAAUUUCCGAUCAUUGCCGGCCUCCUGCACCCAUAUAUAAGUUGGGGGAGAGAGGUGGGGAGAGAGGAGUCAUUUGGUCGUCGAAUCUGAAGAUAGGGCUUGACAGAGGGUCGUCAAAUUUCGGGGGCGUCGAUUCUCAUGCCAUCUUCGAUCAUCGGGGCUUGAAUUCGUGAUUUUUUCGAGACAUGGGUUCCGCGGUGUCGGAUGAGUUGCUGGGGACUUUCGCCCCGAUCAUAGUAUACUGGUUAUAUUCCGGAAUUUACAUAUUGUUGGGAUGUUUUGACAAUUACCGGCUGCACUCCAGGAAGGAGGAAGACGAUAAGAAUUUGGUAUCCAAAGGAACUGUGGUCAAAGGCGUUCUUCUUCAACAGAUUGUUCAGGCUAUCGUAGCAAUUAUUUUGUUCACGGUCACAGGAGACAGUUCUGGGGCUUCUGCAGGUUCAGGCACUUCCCUUAUCGUCCUUGCAAGGCAGUUCAUUACCGCGAUGCUGGUCCUGGACACGUGGCAGUACUUCAUGCAUCGGUACAUGCACCAUAACAAGUUCCUCUACAAGCACAUCCACUCGCAGCACCAUCGCCUUGUGGUCCCCUAUGCCUUUGGGGCCCUCUACAACCAUCCGAUUGAGGGCCUCCUCCUUGACACGGUCGGGGGGGCCCUCUCCUUCCUUCUCUCGGGCAUGUCCCCUCGAACCUCCAUAUUCUUCUUCUCAUUCGCCACCAUCAAGACAGUCGACGACCACUGUGGCUUAUGGCUUCCAGGGAACCUAUUCCACGUCUUCUUCAAGAACAACACUGCCUAUCAUGAUGUUCACCACCAGCUAUAUGGGAACAAGCACAACUUUUCCCAGCCGUUCUUUGUGAUGUGGGAUCGGAUUCUCGGGACUUACAUGCCCUACACACUAGAGGAGAGAAAAGGAGGUGGGUUCGAGGCCCGGCCGACGAAGGAAUUCAAGGACAUGUGAGCUACGACACUUGAGCGGUUUCUUUCUUUUUCACCCCCUCACACUGCCGAUGGUGCUGCCUGCUUUUUCUAUGUAGCUUAGUGUAUAUAUACUGUUGUGCAUUUACUUCUUUUCGGGUUAUUUUAAUGUUUAGUAUCAUAAUACGAAUUUUUGUGGAUGAUUAUUAUAUCGAAGCCUUUGUGUGAUCAUCUUGAAGGUAGAAUACACUUGUUGAUGACAAUGGUUUCUGUGAAUUAUCCCUGAAA